UAUGAGGUCAUUGUGACGUUGAAUAGAAACAGCAUUUCAAGGUAACGGACUCCACCGACUCAAAGACAGUAGGGGACUUUAUCAUUUCGGAAAUUUGGAGUUUUACGAAAAGAAAUUUGAUUUUCUGAGCGUUAUAUCCCCAGUUUUAUCCAAAUAAUCUUUAAAUUUUAAAAUUCAAAUUCUUCUCGUUCUUCGAGAACCUUUUUUUUAAAUUUAUUUAUUUUAAGUUUAUCUAACCAAAGUGCAACAUGCCGUUCAACAAGAUGAAUUUGGGAAUUAGUUCUGAUGUCUUAAAUCUAUGGCCAAUUAUUCGGCAAGCAGCAACUCCUCUAACGCCCUAUGAAACAGAAUAUUUACAACCUUAUCUUGCAUUUCCCAGAAACUAUGCUUGUUAUCCAAAGGAGAAAGAUGUACUAGGUGCUAGCUUUCAUGAUGGAAACAUACCAAAAUAUCUAUAUAUUGCUAAGUUCCCAGGACAUCAAAAUCUGACGACAGCUCUAUGCAUGAUUACUCAAACAAUACUCAGCAAUAUUGAGGAAUGGGAUGAGCAUACACUUGAUCGGAUUUUGGUCAACGGAUGUAAAUUACAUGAAAAAUGCCUGAAGAGACGCCAAGCAAUAAACGAUGCAUAUUCAUUAGAAAUCCGGCAUUUACCAACAUUUAUGGUAUAUGAUAAUUCAUGCACAUUUCAAAUUGUAUAUAGCAACCCAACAUAUGGAAAUAUAAUGAGUGACUGUAAAGGAACUGAGAAAAGGAAGACUUUGUAUAAUGCAUUGAGUAGUGCAUUCUUUCAAAGAAUUCAUGGUGUGAUUUUAAAACUGCAAGGUUUUGCUAUGAGUAUAGUUCGUCAUAAAGCAUCAAUUUUCUAUCUAUUCGAUAGCUUUCCAAAAGAUAACAUUGGCAGAUUUGACCGAUUUGGUACGGCCAAAUUGCUUAAAUUUUGUCAUUUGAAAGCACUUGCGAAAUACAUAGAGAAUGAAUUUUUGUGGGCACUUCCAUUCACAUUAGUUUCUAUUCGAAUGGUACGCAUAAAUUUAUGAAAUCAUUACAGAUAAAUAUUUAUUAUUUAAGAAAAAAAAAAACUCACCUACACAUAAUACCCUCACAAAAAAAAAUGUACUAGUGUAAUAAACAUUGGAAGAAAAUGUUGACAUAAAAAAAAAGUGAACU
Molecule: messenger RNA, 1170 nt
Organism: Octopus sinensis (East Asian common octopus)
Lineage: Eukaryota; Metazoa; Mollusca; Cephalopoda; Octopoda; Octopodidae
Exons: 3
Coding region: 249-1040 (263 amino acids)
Source: RefSeq, a predicted model, not a curated record